ACAAUUCCCUGGCUUCCCUCCCCUUUCAAGAACGAUACCCAGAGCGAAAGGGUCUUCUGGAGCAACAAAUCUCUAUGGCGUCCCAGCAAUAGCAAAAACACAGCUAAAGCGAAAACAUGAUUCCGUGCUCCAGAAUACGCAUUCUCCGUUUCAUUCGCAUAGCCAUCCUCGCAAAUGCCAUCGUCCUCAUCCUUUUGACUUUGUCCACAGAGGCCACAGGAUGUCAGCGCUACAACGGUGGUUCAAACUGUCCCGCACAUGCACCGUGCUGUCAAUUCGGAUGGUGCUCGAAUGCAGCAUCCUUUUGCUCUCUUGCCUUGGGAUGCCAACCCGAGAACUCGUUCGAUAUAAACAGCUGUCUUCCACUCCCUCAGUGUACUUCUUUCUUGGAGAAUUUCGAUAACCCGAGCUCCAUGAUCUCACGCACCAACUUUUCAGGAGACCCCUCGGAGGCGCCAUGGACAUCGGAUUUCUUACCCAGCAACACGCGGAUCGAGAACGGAAACUUAGUUCUGACGCUCGAGCCAGGAAACACUAUCAACAAAUUUGGGAACCGAGCUGGAUUUGGGGCUACAGUGUCUAGUACAAGAUGGAUGCUCUAUGGAACAGUGACAGCGAGGAUCAAGUCUGGAUCACCUAGUGGCGGAGUUAUCUCCUCUUUUAUCUACCGAAACGCGAUGACUGGCGACGAAGUCGAUUACGAAUGGGUUGGCAAGCAGCCAAACGAAGUCCAGAGUAACUUUUACUGGCACACUCCGUCAGACAUGGACCCCAAGGACAUUGACUACUCCCACUCACAUCGCGAGAACGUCGGGGUGGAUCUAUCACAAGAGUAUCAGACCUAUACUAUUGAAUGGCUCCCCGAUCGCCUCACUUGGCUCAUCAACAGUCAAGUCGUCCGCACAAUCCUCCGCUCUGAUGUCAACGGCACCAAAUACCCAUCGAGCCCCAGUCAAAUUCAAUUCAGUAUCUGGGACGGGGGGCUCUCAGAACCAGACACGCGCGUCUGGGCAGGCGGACCCACGAACUGGAGUGAAAAGCGUCCCAAGUACGAGAUGUAUGUGGAUUGGGUUGACAUCAAAUGUUACACACCCAUUGAUCCUGCAACGACACCAUGGCCACCCAAGGAUCAGGGCUUCCAGGAAUUCGUGAACCCCUUGUCGCGGGACCCGACCUCACCAUUGGCCAAGGAAGCGAUUGUGCUAGGGGAAAACGCACCAAGGUUUUCGACAAUGGAGAAUGGUGGGUUGCAUUGGGGAGAGUUCUAUAACGAAGGCAGGAAUCUUUUUGAAGAGAAGUCUGAUAGCGAGAGGAUCCGGCCCUGGACGGCCACAGUUAUGGCUGUCAUCGUGUCCUGUGUCCUUACAUUAGGACUCAUAGUAUGAGUAGCAGAAAUGGUCUCUCACUCUUGCAAAGGGUCCGGAGAGCAUUCACAUAUGUAUAUUAUAUACCCUUCAUAGAUGGAAAAUGUAAUCCACAGGAAAGAUGUUUUUAUGGG
This is a messenger RNA of Gamsiella multidivaricata, 1498 nucleotides long. Its product is annotated as concanavalin A-like lectin/glucanase domain-containing protein. The transcript is spliced from 5 exons. Gene Ontology annotation, molecular function: glycosyltransferase activity; hydrolase activity, hydrolyzing O-glycosyl compounds. The record is from RefSeq and is a predicted model, not a curated record. Gene Ontology annotation, cellular component: fungal-type cell wall. The coding region runs from base 117 to 1385 and encodes 422 amino acids. Gene Ontology annotation, biological process: carbohydrate metabolic process; fungal-type cell wall organization. NCBI's taxonomy places the organism in Eukaryota, Fungi, Mortierellomycota, Mortierellomycetes, Mortierellales, Mortierellaceae.